Thalassophryne amazonica is the source of this 2130-nucleotide messenger RNA. RefSeq names its product LEO1 homolog, Paf1/RNA polymerase II complex component (gene leo1). Gene Ontology annotation, molecular function: RNA polymerase II C-terminal domain phosphoserine binding. Lineage: Eukaryota; Metazoa; Chordata; Actinopteri; Batrachoidiformes; Batrachoididae. The record is from RefSeq and is a predicted model, not a curated record. Gene Ontology annotation, biological process: positive regulation of transcription elongation by RNA polymerase II; transcription elongation by RNA polymerase II. Bases 83 to 1993 code for a protein of 636 amino acids. The transcript has 14 exons. Gene Ontology annotation, cellular component: Cdc73/Paf1 complex; nucleus.
UCGACACUCGUGUUGAAGAUCCGACACCAGCCCGCAGAUUUACAAUUAUUGUUUCCUUGAGGUCAUAUUUGCGUCGGAAGAAAUGGCGGACAUGGAUGAGUUGUUUGGUAGUGAUGGGGACAGCGACAACGAUCAGAGAGAGUCGUUGUCUGGCUCCGGUUCAUAUUCUGAGCCAGAGAGGGCCCGUUCUGUUAGCAAUGCCUCUGGUAGUGAAAGUGACAAGGAACCUGAUGAUGAAGGCCAAGAAACAGGAAAGCCCAGUAUGAAUAAGGAACUCUUUGGAGAUGACAGUGAGGAUGAGCAGCACAGUGGAAGCGACAACCAGUCUGAGCGCUCGGGGAACCAGUCAGACACCAGCAUCCACUCAGAUCAGGGCGACAUUGACCCUUCAGACGUAGAGCAGCACAGCGGCUCUGAGCAGGGCCAUGAGGAUGAAGAUGAGGAAGAUGGGGGCCAUCACUCAGAAGCUGGAAGCCCAGCUGGCAGCAUCAUUUCUGGUGCCGGGAGUCUGCACUCUGAGAGGGACAGUGUGCGUUCAGAAAGAAGUUUGCACAGCGAUCCUCGUACUCCUCAGUCAGGCCCAGGCACUCCUCACUCUGACGGAGAAGCUUCCGGUAGGGAGAACCAGUCAGACGAUGACAAGUGGGAAGGAGGCCCUAAGAGUGACCUGUCAGAGGACGAGGAUGAAAAACCUCAUUACUCCGACGAAGAAAGAGAAAACUCUGACGACGAGGGCCAGCAGAACAGAAAGUCAGAAUUUGAAAAAGGCAGCGAUAGUGAAGACGACUUUAUCCGACACAAAACCAAAACCAAAUCUGCCUCUGAUUCGGAUUCAGACAGCGAUGUUGGAGAAAAGAGCACAAAGAAAGCAGCUGCAGAUGACCUGUUUGGAGAAGCAGAUGACAUUUCCUCAGACAGUGAUGCAGAAAAGCCUCCAACACCAGGACAACCCCUGGAUGCAGAGGACAGGAUAGACGCAGAGCAGGUGGAGGAGGAGCCUGUACCCGAGACACGGAUUGAAGUAGAGAUUCCUAAAGUCAGCACUGACCUGGGAUCGGACCUUUAUUUUGUUAAACUCCCCAACUUUUUAUCGGUGGAACCCAGACCGUUUGAUCCCCAGUAUUAUGAGGAUGAAUUUGAGGAUGAAGAGAUGCUGGACGAAGAGGGCCGGACCAGACUCAAACUUAAGGUGGAAAAUACAAUUCGGUGGAGAGCCAAGAGGGACGAGGAAGGAAAUGAAACACGGGAGAGCAACGCACGUAUUGUCAAGUGGUCUGACGGCAGCAUGUCUCUGCAUCUGGGGAACGAAGUCUUCGAUGUUUACAAAGCUCCUCUUCAGGGAGAUCACAACCACCUCUUCAUCCGACAGGGCACAGGACUGCAGGGACAGGCAGUGUUCAAAACCAAACUCACAUUCAGACCUCACUCCACAGACAGCGCCACCCACAGGAAGAUGACUCUGUCUCUGGCUGACCGCUGUUCCAAAACACAGAAGAUCAGAAUCCUUCCCAUGGCUGGACGAGAUCCCGAGUCACGGCGCAAUGAAAUGAUCAAGAAAGAGGAGGAACGUCUGCGAGCUUCAAUCCGAAGGGAGUCGCAGCAGAGGAGAAUGAGGGAGAAGCAGCACCAGAGAGGCCUGAGCAGCAGCUACCUGGAGCCAGACCGCUACGAUGAGGAGGAGGAGGGCGAGGAGGCCAUCAGCCUGGCAGCUAUCAAGAGCAAGUACAAGGGAGGAGGAGGUCUGAGGGAGGAGCGAGCGAGAAUCUACUCCUCAGACAGCGAUGAAGGCUCUGACGAUGAUAAGGCCCAGAGACUGAUGAAGGCCAAGAAACUGGACAGUGAUGAUGAGGGCGAGCAGACAAGCAAGAGAAAGGCCGAGGAAGACGAGGAAAGUGCCCGAAAGAAGUCCAAGAAAUAUGUCAUAAGUGACGAAGAGGAGGAAGAAGAGAAGGCGGGGGAGGAGGAGGAAGAAGAAGAAGUGGAGGAUGAAUAAUUCCUUUUCUAACCUCAGAAUUCUGCUGUAGUUUCAGUGGGGUGUCCCAGUCAUGGUUUUCAUUUGAACCAUCCCAUUCAUUUUACAUCAGUACUUUAAAAAGAUAUUUUUUGAGGUAUUAAAAGUACAAAAUACUG